This is a messenger RNA of Apaloderma vittatum (bar-tailed trogon), 655 nucleotides long. It is a transcript of the gene CDK7, whose product is annotated as cyclin-dependent kinase 7. NCBI's taxonomy places the organism in Eukaryota, Metazoa, Chordata, Aves, Trogoniformes, Trogonidae. The annotation marks the transcript as partial. The transcript is spliced from 6 exons. Gene Ontology annotation, cellular component: nucleus; cytoplasm; transcription factor TFIIK complex. Gene Ontology annotation, biological process: protein phosphorylation; positive regulation of transcription by RNA polymerase II. The record is from RefSeq and is a predicted model, not a curated record. Gene Ontology annotation, molecular function: RNA polymerase II CTD heptapeptide repeat kinase activity; ATP binding; cyclin-dependent protein serine/threonine kinase activity.
GAUCUUAAACCAAAUAAUUUGUUGUUGGAUGAAAAUGGAGUUUUAAAAUUGGCUGACUUUGGAUUGGCAAAAUCUUUUGGAAGCCCAAACAGAGUUUAUACACACCAAGUAGUAACAAGGUGGUACCGAGCUCCAGAACUAUUGUUUGGUGCUAGAAUGUAUGGUGUCGGUGUUGAUAUGUGGGCUGUUGGUUGUAUUUUAGCUGAACUGCUUCUCAGGGUUCCUUUUUUGCCUGGGGACUCUGAUCUUGAUCAACUGACAAAGAUAUUUGAAACAUUGGGCACUCCAACAGAAGAACAGUGGCCUGGGAUGACAAGUCUUCCAGAUUAUGUUACAUUUAAGUCUUUCCCUGGAAUGCCCCUUCAGCAUAUCUUCAGUGCUGCUGGUGAUGAUUUGCUCAAUCUUCUGCAAGGCUUAUUCACAUUUAAUCCUUGCACUAGGCUUACAGCUACACAGGCAUUGAAACAGAAGUAUUUCAGUAACCGACCAGGACCCACUCCAGGAAAUCGACUGCCAAGACCAAACUGUCAUGCAGAAGCUGUAAAGGAGCAACAGAAUCCACGUAGAAACUUAAAAAGGAAAAGAACAGAUGGAAUAGAUCAAGGAUUACCCAAAAAACUCGUUUUUUGAUUGCUGUGGAUGGUGGAUGGAAAUG